Vicia villosa (hairy vetch) is the source of this 1493-nucleotide messenger RNA. RefSeq names its product acyl carrier protein 3, mitochondrial. Gene Ontology annotation, molecular function: acyl binding; acyl carrier activity. The record is from RefSeq and is a predicted model, not a curated record. Gene Ontology annotation, cellular component: mitochondrion. Gene Ontology annotation, biological process: fatty acid biosynthetic process. Lineage: Eukaryota; Viridiplantae; Streptophyta; Magnoliopsida; Fabales; Fabaceae. The coding region runs from base 978 to 1352 and encodes 124 amino acids. The transcript is spliced from 3 exons.
GCAAACUUGACACUGACAUAUCGCAUUCUAGACUUGUUUAGAAUCGAUUUUAAUCACUCUUUCAAUGGAUAAUUCCACUCAAUACUACAAUUGUUGGAUAAUAAACAACUUAUUUGCAGCCAGCAUAAGUGAUUAUCAAAUAAGCGCUCAUCUAUGUAAUGUCGAUACCUUUGAAAGAAGGCGUGUCGGUGUCGGACAUUUGCACUGACACUUGUGAUUAUGUUAAAUUUAAUUAUUACUGGUGUUGCCGUGUCAGUGUCGGGGUCUUUUUUCGGAUUUUUUUAAAUUAUUACUGGUGUCACCGUGUCAGUGCCGGGUCUUUUUUCAGAUUUUUAAAAAUUAUUACCGGUGUGCCCGUGUUAGUGUCGGAGUCUUAUUCGGAGUGUCUGUGCUUCAUAGGCUGUGCUUCAUAGGCGCUCAUGAAUUAGCUUUUUCAUAACAAAAGGUAAAAUAAAUUUAAAUUGUAGUGUACUAGUAGGUAAACUCAAACAAGCCAAUCUAAAUAGAAAUAAGUGCUUAUGCCAGUGCUUAAUACGUUGACUGUAUAGCUCUGAGGCAUGCUACAUAUGCAAAUCAUAGGUACACAUGAGAGCGUAACCAGAGUGCACAUCCAUUGAAUUGUAUUUGAAAUUGUGAAGAAAUGUGUUUUCAGUUGUCGACUUGACUGACAUCGUUGUCCCCAGGUUUCACCCAUUUAGUAUUUACUAUUGUAAGUAAAUCAGAACCAUUGAAUGAAGAUUGGGAAACUCAUACUCUUACUUCAGACAAUUGGAUUCAAAACAAGAUGUUGGAAUGUGAAUUACUUGAUCUUCACUCAACAGUUAUUUUGGCUGCAAUGAAUGCCUGAACUAUUGACUGCAAGGAAUCUGAUCCGUGAUAUGCAUAUCAUGUCAUGACUUAAAUCAUCAACAAUUAAAGAAAAUGACCGGAUCUUGCUAGUUAUUUGUAUCUUGUGAUUUGCUACUUAUUUUUCAAAUAUGCAAAGCAUAAAGAAAUCUAUACUGAGUCAUGUGAGUUUGAGAAGGUCAACUGAAAGAUGGUUUUUGGCCAAAGAUAAUAACGUGCUUAUGCAUUUGAGAUGCUGGUGCACUUCAACCGGUGCCAGCUCUGAUCCGAUUCUGGACCAAGUAAUCAGACUGGUCAAGAAGUAUGAUAAAAUUGAUGCAGCAAAGGUUACUGAAACAGCUGAUUUUCAAAAGGACUUGAACCUGGACAGCUUGGAUAGGGUUGAGCUUAUUAUGGCUCUCGAAGAAGAGUUUUCCCUAGAGAUUCCUGAUGAGAAAGCGGAUAAGCUUACUUGCUGCAAGGAUGUUGCAAAAUACAUAGCCUCUGAAGUUGACCAAAAACUAUAGGCAAGCCCCGACUUUUCAAUUGUUUUUGCUUUUAUUCUUUGAUUCUGGCAUAUAAAGAUGUUUUUUUGGUUUAGCUGUAUGAAUCUCUGUCAAGUCAGCUUGAUUGAAACGGACAAAUAGACGUCUUUGCUGUUAUUCUUA